AUGGAGAAGAAGACAGUACAGAGUAAAAUAGUUACGUUGGAGAAGUUACCUGUGUGGUACAGAAGGUACGGUAACAGUAGAAUAAAGACCGGCUACUUUUACUAUACUAACGCAACUUACUUGGGCUGUCUGCAGAAACUUGUUAAGUUCAACAAUGAUAGCAUCUCGAUAUAUAUGAAUCUAGUAUGCGGACUGAUAUCAGGUGUUAUGCUUUUGUUCUAUACAGAUGUGAGACUCAUACCUUCGCACCCAUCCACUACUAUGACAGAUUAUAUAAUCAUAAACCUGUUUCUGAUGGCUACUACUACAUAUUUUGCUACCAUGACGUUGGGUCAGUUGCUUAAAGGGCACUCUGAGUACCAAGGGAAGUUAUGGAAUCAAGCAAAACAGCUGGCGUUGGUGCUGCUUUUGACAUGUUCCAUAGUAACUCUACUAUAUUAUGCGUUUUUUGACCAUGUGUUUUUGUUCAAGUUGUUUGUUAUUUGGACAUGCUUAUUGAUGUCCAUUACUUCAAUUGUGAUUAUCAAUGAUCAAUACAAGAGAGUGCAGAAAUUAAGCUGUGUUGUUAUAUUUGGUGUCUUGAGUAUCUCUCUGCCUAUUGCAGUCUCCAUCAUAAAGUUCGGACUAUUCGAUAGCUAUAAAAAACAGAGAAUACCUUUCCAGGUGUUGACUUGGGAAAUUGUUUUGUACUCUCUAUCGGCUAUGCUCCAACUAACAAGACUUCCAGAGUUGACGCUUUCUACUUUGGGUGAUUCCUUUUGGAUAGUAGAUUACUUGGGUAAUUCAGAUCAAGUGUCACAACUGGUAACAAUAUUCGCAAUUAUAGUACACUUCAACACAAUUAUAUUCGCCUAUGAAGUGGUCCAUGCUAGUAUCCAUGUACCACCAAUGAUAUCUUUCAAGUAA
Messenger RNA from Nakaseomyces glabratus, 906 nucleotides. It is a transcript of the gene IZH4, whose product is annotated as Izh4p. Gene Ontology annotation, cellular component: membrane. The record is from RefSeq and is a predicted model, not a curated record. Lineage: Eukaryota; Fungi; Ascomycota; Saccharomycetes; Saccharomycetales; Saccharomycetaceae.